AUGUCAAAAUUUAUUAUACCAACAACAUUAAAAGAAUUAAGAUUUCAUUUAUCACAAACUGGUUCAACAUCAAAACCAUUACAAAAUUUUUUAAUAAAAAAUUAUUCAAAUUUAAAAACACAAACAAAAUUUGAAUUACCCAUUUUGAUUAGAGAAAGUUAUGGAAUAUCACCAAGUUUAACUGCUAGAUUUGAAAAGGGGGAAGAAAUUAAAAAGAAUUUAGAUGGAUUAAAUGAAAAUGAAGUUGAAAAUGUAUUUAAUGAAGUAUUGAAAAGGUAA
Lodderomyces pseudojiufengensis is the source of this 279-nucleotide messenger RNA. RefSeq lists its product as uncharacterized. The transcript has a single exon. The record is from RefSeq and is a predicted model, not a curated record. Bases 1 to 279 code for a protein of 92 amino acids. Lineage: Eukaryota; Fungi; Ascomycota; Pichiomycetes; Serinales; Debaryomycetaceae.